Messenger RNA from Rotaria socialis, 381 nucleotides. Lineage: Eukaryota; Metazoa; Rotifera; Eurotatoria; Philodinida; Philodinidae. The record is from the annotation of a GenBank genome assembly.
AUGAAGUCAAAUAAGUUAGCUCUAUGUCCGUAUGGAGAUUUAUUUGUACCAAUAUCAAUGUUAAAUUUAAAAGAACAACUAAUGGCAGAUAAUAUAGCUUGUUCGAAUGCUAUCAAUCUAUUACAAGCAUAUGGCAUCAAUGUAACAUAUUUAUGUUAUGAUUCAAUAUUACCUUAUAGACGUCUUUGUUGUGAAGAAUGUAAAAAAUAUUUAAUGCCGGAAUGUGGAGAUUUGCAUUCAAAACGUUCAACCUUUUUUCAGUACUGUCAAAUGAAAUUUGUUCGUAUUGAUGGACGAUCUGCCGUGGAGCUAUGUCCAGACUCUUUGAAUAAAGCUGAACUCUCCAGAGUUCAUUUUGAUGAUGAUCUAAUGAAAAUUUGA